UGAAAUAAACAGUACGAACUGAGCCGGCAUAAAUAUCCGAUGUUUUAGGGUCGAUGAUGGUCUGUGGUCUUUUCUGGCAGCCAUCCCUCAAGAUGCAGGGAUAGCUGGUGUUGCUUGAAUGGAACAUGGCUGCUUGGGAGUAUGAUAAUAAAAAAUUUCUUUGAGUAUUUUACACUUUACGCGACUAUGCAAACUCGUUUUUAGCUUGACAUCCUUCAUUUGUGUGGAGCUCGGCGUGCCAAGAAUAGCGUGUAGAAGAAUGAGAACUUUGAGAACCCGACGUUGGCUAUUAUUCCUUUCUGUAAAAAGUACAUAUCCAUGCAGCCGCCACCACCCGCCACCAACGGACCUGUCAUUGCCGGUUAUUUCACCAACUGGAGUAUCUAUGCUCGCAAUUACAAUGUCAUUGAUGUCGCUGCCAGUGCGCAUAAACUUACACACAUUCUCUAUGCUUUUGCUAAUCUGCAAGAGGACGGCACCGUGGUGCUUGGGGAUGUGUGGGCAGACAAAGACAAGCAUUUUCCUCCAGAACAAACCAUCAAUCAUCAAGCCGACAGUUGGAAUGAGCAAGGAAAUAAUCUCUACGGCAAUUUCAAGCAGUUGUAUUUGUUAAAGCAGAAACACCGCCAUCUCAAAGUAACGCUCAGCAUUGGCGGAUGGACAUGGUCGACCAAUUUCUCGGCAGUGGCUUCCGAUCCACAGAAAAGAGCACGAUUUAUAGAUACCGCCAUUAAACACCUGAAUGAUCUCGGACUCGACGGUCUUGAUAUCGAUUGGGAAUAUCCAAAGGACGACAAAGAUGCGUUUUUCUAUGUUCAUCUUUUGUACGAACUACGAAUAGCACUGGAUCGGUAUCAGCAACGACUACAACAAACAGAUCAACCUCGCCUGUUAUUAACCGUGGCUGUGCCUUGCGGACCAAGCCAUUACCGAACCUUGAGGCUGCAACAAAUGGAGCCGUAUGUGGAUCUAUUUUACCUUAUGGCUUACGAUUUCGCGGGAUCCUGGGACAGUAAAACCGGCCAUCAAUCGGCGCUUUAUGGUGGGUCGUUGAAUGGUCAUCAAGCUGUGAGCGAUUAUCUUGCUGCGGGGAUCCCGCCUCACAAGAUCGUGAUGGGUCUGCCACUGUAUGGACGAGCGUUUUCUAAUACUAGCGGACCGGAUGCUUCUUUCCAAGGAUUGCCCGAGGGGUCUUGGGAACAGGGCAUGUUUGACUACAAAGCACUUCCGAAACCCGGGGCGACAGAAAAUCACGACUGGCAACGGUUGGCUUCUUGGUCUUACGAUCCUCAGGCGCGUGAAUUUGUUACCUAUGAUACACCCGAGAUUGUGCGGGGCAAAUGUGAUUAUAUUAGAAAAGCCAGUUUGGGCGGGGCCAUGUUCUGGGAGUUGAGUGCCGAUCAAGCCCACGACCAUCCCCGCAGUCUACUGAAUUGUGUCUAUGACGCAUUCAACCAUCACUUGGACACCAUGCCAAAUCAUUUAUCCUACCCAGAAAGCCAAUACGAUAAUGUCAAACGAGGUAUGGCUUGAAAAAUAAAAACAUUUUCAUCUUAUCAUACUUGUUAUGUUGACGAUAAAGAAUAAAUAACAAAAAAUAAAGAAUCCA
Molecule: messenger RNA, 1609 nt
Organism: Radiomyces spectabilis
Lineage: Eukaryota; Fungi; Mucoromycota; Mucoromycetes; Mucorales; Radiomycetaceae
Product: chitinase
Exons: 5
Coding region: 319-1533 (404 amino acids)
Biological process (GO): chitin catabolic process; carbohydrate metabolic process
Cellular component (GO): extracellular region
Molecular function (GO): chitinase activity; chitin binding
Source: RefSeq, a predicted model, not a curated record